AUGAGAGGGUCAGCUAAGCUGCUUACAGCCUGCCCCGUGCACAGUGACUCGGAUUCAGAGCCGGAGUUUUCUUCCCUCUCUCCCUCCAUCCCGAGCGCCAUCCCUGUGACGGGAGAAUCCUACUGCAACUGCGAGAACCAGAGCGAGGCUCCCUACUGCUCCAGCCUCCAUGCCGUGCACCGCGUCAAGGACUGCCAGUGCGGCGAGGAGGACGAGUAUUUUGACUGGGUGUGGGACGACCUGAACAAGUCGACGGCCACGCUGCUGACCUGCGACAACCGCAAGGUGAACUUCCACAUGGAGUACAGCUGCGGCACGGCGGCGAUCCGGGGCAACAAAGAGCUGGCAGAUGGGCAGCACUUCUGGGAGAUCAAGAUGACCUCCCCAGUCUAUGGCACAGACAUGAUGGUAGGAAUUGGCACGUCGGAUGUGAAUCUGGACAAGUACCGGCACACUUUCUGCAGUCUGCUGGGCAAGGAUGAAGACAGCUGGGGACUUUCCUACACAGGACUGUUGCAUCACAAGGGAGACAAUACAAACUUCUCCUCAAGGUUUGGCCAGGGCUCCAUCAUUGGGGUGCACUUGGACACGUGGCAUGGGACACUCACGUUCUUCAAAAACCGCAAGUGCAUAGGGGUUGCAGCUACCAAGCUGCAGAACAAGAAGUUCUACCCCAUGGUGUGCUCGACAGCAGCCAAGAGCAGCAUGAAGGUGAUCCGCUCCUGCGCCAGCUGCACGUCCCUCCAGUACCUCUGCUGCUACCGCCUGCGCCAGCUCCUGCCUAACUAUGUGGACACACUGGAGGUGCUGCCAUUGCCACCAGGACUCAAGCAAGUGCUACAUAACAAACUUGGGUGGGUCUUGAGCAUGAACUAUAGCACGCUGAAGCCUUCCUCCUCCUCAUCGGGAAGCGACUCGGAUAGCUCCUGUGGCUCAGAUGCAGAGGCCUGCCAAAGGAAGAGGUGCAGGAGGACAUGAAGUCUCUUCAGACGAACUGCCUUGAAGGGGUCGGGUGGGGUUUUGUUCUGCUGCCUGCAAGGGCAGAGUCCAGGCCUGAUGCACCUCUUUCUUCAUGGGGACAUCAGUUUCUACUUGUUCGCAAAGAUUUCUCUUAUGCUGUUUGAAAUCUUUAUGCUAAACAUCCAUCACUUGCAUUGAAAAUAUCUGUUGAUUCGAAGAGGUCCCAUCUCUGUGGAACAGACAAACCACAGCCAAAUGUCUGAGCUUAAUGUCCUGCCUUGAUAGUCAUCGCCUCUUUAUGAAGAAUCUUUCUUCUCUGUAGACUGUUCAGCAGAGACAAGAC
Messenger RNA from Tinamus guttatus (white-throated tinamou), 1303 nucleotides. The record is from RefSeq and is a predicted model, not a curated record. NCBI's taxonomy places the organism in Eukaryota, Metazoa, Chordata, Aves, Tinamiformes, Tinamidae.